AUGCCAACGGCAGCGCCUCGGGGCCUCCACCUUCCCUUUGCUUUCGAGAAUAAUCCAAAGGAGCUGAGUGCAGAGAAUAAUCCACAGGAGCUGAGUGCAGAGAAUAAUCGAAAGGAGCUGAGUGCAGCACAGCAUCAAUCGAUUGAGAAGCAAGCGACGCUUCUUCAGCAGCAAGAUUGGGUCCUACAUCCUGGGAUCCUGAAGCGGCCGUAUGGAUCUCCGACUGCAGCCCACCAUCUGGAGACUGCACCACAUCUGGAGAAUACGCAACCGAAUGAGACGAGAAAGCUUCUCCACGAUCAGUUGGCCCAGCAGAUGGCACCGAUAAGGAACUCAACAAUAUAUUGA
Molecule: messenger RNA, 348 nt
Organism: Prorocentrum cordatum
Lineage: Eukaryota; Dinophyceae; Prorocentrales; Prorocentraceae
Source: the annotation of a GenBank genome assembly